AUGCCACCUAAAGGGCGUGGAAAAAGCAAGCUCCCUGUUCCCCUUCCCAAAGGAAUGAUAAUGAAAGACACUGAAGGAAAGGAGUGGAGGUUGGGCAAUAUAAUUGGCCAGGGAGGAUUUGGAUUGAUCUAUUUAGCUUCCUCUCAUGUUCAUAUUCCUGUAGAAGAUGAUGCUGUGCAUGUAAUUAAAGUGGAAUAUCGUGAAAAUGGGCCUUUGUUUUCUGAAUUAAAGUUUUACCAGAGAGCUGCAAAACAAGAGCACAUCAAAACGUGGAUGAAGCUCAGACAAAUAGGAUUUUUAGGAAUUCCGGUGUUCUGGGGAACAGGCUCGGCUGAAUACAAUGGAAAAAGUUAUAGAUUCAUGGUCAUGGAAAGAUUAGGGGUAGACCUGCAAAGAAUCUUGGACAAUGAUGGACACCGGUUUAAAAAAGAAACAGUUCUGCAACUUGGGGCCCGAGUGUUGGAUGCCUUGGAAUAUAUGCAUGAAAAUGAGUAUGUUCAUGGUGACAUUAAAGCAGCAAAUCUACUUCUGGGCUACACAAAUCCACAUGAGGUUUAUCUUGCAGAUUAUGGACUUUCCUACAGAUAUUGUCCCAAUGGGAACCACAAACAGUAUAAGGAAAAUCCUAAAAAGGGCCAUAAUGGGACAAUAGAGUUUACCAGCUUAGAUGCCCACAAGGGAGUAGCCCCAUCCAGAAGAGGUGACCUUGAAAUCCUUGGCUACUGCAUGCUACAGUGGUUAUGUGGGAAACUACCCUGGGAACAGAACCUGAAGGACCCUGUAUCUGUCCAGACUGCUAAAAUAAAACUGAUGGACGAGCUCCCAGAUUCAGUGAUGAAGUGGGGUCUGGCUGGAAGCAGUUGCUGUGAAAUAGCUAAGUUUUUGGCAUGUGUUUAUGGUUUAACUUAUGAGGAAAAGCCAAAGUAUCAAGUGCUAAAGAAAAUCCUGGUGGAUGGACUCAAAUCAAGUGGAACUUUUUACGAUGGCCCUCUGGAAUUUUCCACUGCUGGAUGUGCACUAAAUCUGUGUGCUUCUAAAGAUCUGAAAGCUGAUUUACCAAAGCCUACACCAAAACAGUUUAAACAAAAAGAAAGCAAGCUGGAUGAUAAAGAACAUAAUUGUCUGAGAAAAGCUAGUAUUCAGGUAACACACAGACAAUUACAAGAACAAGAGAAACCAGUUGGAUUGAACCAGAUGUGUCAGCAUAAUGAACCACUGCUGGCUGAUUUACCAAAGCCUACACCAAAACAGUUUAAACAAAAAGAAAGCAAGCUGGAUGAUAAAGAACAUAAUUGUCUGAGAAAAGCUAGUAUUCAGGUAACACACAGACAAUUACAAGAACAAGAGAAACCAGUUGGAUUGAACCAGAUGUGUCAGCAUAAUGAACCACUGCUGGAAAACACCGUAAGACAACUACACAGGCAUUAUCCCCAAACAGUUUUCUGGGAAGUUAAAAAGAAACACCACCAAAACAGCAUUACAUAUUCUCCAGUAUCUUUGCAAGAACCCAAUAGAAAUUUUACUUGUCCUUCUGUAUCCAAUAUUUUUAAGCUUGCAUUUACUGAAGAGAGGUACCGAUACACCAUGACCAUACUUGUACUUCUGAUAUUAAUAUUCCUUGUGUUGUAUUUUCUUUGA
This is a messenger RNA of Emys orbicularis (European pond turtle), 1638 nucleotides long. It is a transcript of the gene VRK2, whose product is annotated as VRK serine/threonine kinase 2. The transcript has 13 exons. Gene Ontology annotation, cellular component: cytoplasm; nucleus. The coding region runs from base 1 to 1638 and encodes 545 amino acids. The record is from RefSeq and is a predicted model, not a curated record. Gene Ontology annotation, molecular function: protein serine/threonine kinase activity; ATP binding. Gene Ontology annotation, biological process: signal transduction; peptidyl-serine phosphorylation. Lineage: Eukaryota; Metazoa; Chordata; Testudines; Emydidae.